Molecule: messenger RNA, 1998 nt
Organism: Fonsecaea pedrosoi CBS 271.37
Lineage: Eukaryota; Fungi; Ascomycota; Eurotiomycetes; Chaetothyriales; Herpotrichiellaceae
Exons: 5
Coding region: 1-1998 (665 amino acids)
Biological process (GO): carbohydrate metabolic process
Molecular function (GO): hydrolase activity, hydrolyzing O-glycosyl compounds; carbohydrate binding
Source: RefSeq, a predicted model, not a curated record
AUGUUACUCUCCAAAGAUGACACUCUGCACUAUACCUACGAUUCCGAACGGGUUCAGAUCGAAGCCUGGGGUCCGAAUGCCCUUCGGAUUCGUGCCACCAAGUUUCAUACCCUGCCGUCGGAAGACUGGGCUUUGACAAUUCCGCCGCCCAAGACCGAUGUAUCUAUUUCUGUGAAUGAUGGGCAUGCAUCAAUCAGCAACGGCAAUAUCUGUGCCACGAUAUCUUCGCGGGGAAAGAUUACUGUCAAAAAUUCCAAGGGCGAGUUACUGCUUGAAGAGUACCAGCGCAACCGUUCGGAUGUCGAGGAUCCAAAAUGCAGCGCCUUGAUGAUCGAAGCAAGGGAGUUCAAGCCCUUGUUGGGUGGUGACUACCAUUUGACCUACCGUCUAGAAUCCAUUGAUCGGAAUGAGAAGAUCUACGGCAUGGGCCAGUAUCAGCAACCAUUUCUUGACCUCAAGGGACUGGACCUGGAAAUGGCCCAGCGCAAUUCUCAGGCAAGCGUGCCUUUCAUGCUCUCUAAUCUAGGAUACGGUAUGCUAUGGAACAACCCUGCCGUCGGCAGAGCUGUGCUGGGAAAGAACACGAUGAGCUUCGAGGCUUAUUCCACGAGGGUGCUUGAUUAUUGGGUUGUGGCUUGUGACACCCCGACCCAGAUCAUCGAAGCUUAUGCGGACAUCACGGGCAAGGUACCGAUGAUGCCUGAAUACGGACUGGGCUUUUGGCAGUGCAAAUUGAGAUAUCAAACUCAGGAAGAGCUUCUGGAUGUUGCACGAGAGUAUCGAAGACGGAAUCUGCCGCUUGAUGUUAUCGUGGUGGAUUUCUUUCAUUGGCCGAAGCAAGGAGAAUGGAAGUUCGACCCCACAUACUGGAAAGACCCCGACGACAUGAUCAAGGAGCUCAAGUCGAUGAAGAUUGAACUCCUUGUCUCCAUCUGGCCGACGGUCGACAAGCGAUCUGAAAACUACGACUACAUGCUGGAAAAUGGCCUUCUGAUCCGGCAAGAUCGAGGACUGCGGAUCUCGAUGGACUUUCAAGGAGAGACCGUCCACGCUGAUUUCACGAAUCCGGCCACAAGAGAAUUUGUCUGGAAUACUGUCAAGAAGAAUUAUUACGAAAAGGGUGUGAAGCUUUUUUGGCUUGACGAAGCGGAGCCAGAGUACAGUGCCUAUGACUUUGAUAUUUAUCGGUACCAUAGUGGGAGUUUGUUGAGCACCGGGAAUGCAUAUCCAGUGGAAUACGCCAAGGCCUUCUAUCAGGGAAUGGUGAAGGAUGGCAAGCAGAAGGACGUCUGCAAUCUUAUCCGCUGUGCUUGGGCCGGAAGUCAGAAGUUUGGGACGCUGCUGUGGAGCGGUGACAUUGCAAGCAGCUGGGAGAGUUUUCGAGACCAAUUUGCGGCUGGUUUGAAUGUGGGGAUUGCGGGCAUCCCAUGGUGGACUACGGACAUCGGUGGCUUUCAUGGAGGAAAUCCCAAGUACCCCGAAUUCCGUGAGCUCUGCACUCGAUGGUUCCAAUACGGCUGUUUCUGCCCUGUCUUCCGCCUCCAUGGCGAUCGUGAGCCCAAGCAGCCCCAACACGGCACCACCGGUGGCGCGACCUGCCUCUCCGGGGCGCCGAACGAAAUCUGGUGCUACGGCGAAGAGUGUUACCAGAUCAUGAAAAAGUACCUGUUCCUGCGCGAAAGACUCCGUCCGUACAUCCGCGACCUCAUGGCCCAAGCACACAACAAGGGCACGCCGGUGAUCAGGACCUUGUUCCUGGAGUUUCCCGACGACAAGAGGUGUUGGGAGGUCGAGGACCAGUACAUGUUCGGACACAAGUAUCUCGUCGCGCCGGUCAUGUACCCGGGCAUGACCACGAGGAAGGUGUACCUGCCGAGGGGUGCCACGUGGAAAAGGUUCGAUGAUGGGGAGGUCCAAGAUGGGCAGACUUUUGUGGGUGGAAGGGAGGUUCAGGUGGAUUGUCCACUGCACGUGAUGCCUGUGUUUGAGCGAAUUUGA